Drosophila virilis is the source of this 2045-nucleotide messenger RNA. RefSeq names its product CCR4-NOT transcription complex subunit 10 (gene Not10). Gene Ontology annotation, cellular component: CCR4-NOT complex. Gene Ontology annotation, biological process: mRNA catabolic process; negative regulation of translation. The record is from RefSeq and is a predicted model, not a curated record. Gene Ontology annotation, molecular function: protein binding. NCBI's taxonomy places the organism in Eukaryota, Metazoa, Arthropoda, Insecta, Diptera, Drosophilidae.
UGUGUUUUUGGUUUUUUUGUUUUUUAUUUUUGGCAUGGACACUGCGGAUUCUCCGACAAAAACGCAAGACAGCGAUGAUGAAAAUUACAAUCUGCUCUGCCAGGCUCACGAACAGUUCAACAAUUGCGAAUAUGACCGCUGCCUGGAGCUUCUACAGCAGCUGGAAACGAAGGGUGAGAGCAGCGCUCUAAUUUUGCGCCACAAUCGAGCGGUGGUCAACUAUUACAAGAGCGGCUGCACGCAGCAUCAGGCGCUGCUGCAGGAACUGGAACAGCUGCCCGACUCCAAGCCGGCGCCGGGCGAGCCCAACGGCGGCAUCUCCCUGAAGCAUGCGGGCAGCGCUCUGACCGUGGCGCGUUACAACAAGGCGCUGAUCUAUUACCAUCGGCAUAUGUACGGCACGGCGCUGGAGCGACUGGCGCCGCUGGUGGCCAGGCUGGAGGCGCUGGAGAAACAAAUGGCCGCGCUGGUUGCCACGUUGCAGCUGCAGCUGCUGCUGGCCACCAAUCAGCUGAAUCGUGCCGAGGCAUUUCUCGAUUACUUGCAGUAUAAGCUAAAUCUGGUGGCCAGUGCGCCCAGUCCGAGUCCCAGCGGCAGCCCAGAUGAGGCGACGACAACAACAGCCGCAGCUGCCGCCGCCUCUGGGUCGACGGGCAUUUCGAAUGCGCCGCCUGCUCUGGAGAACAGUGUGACGCGCGUUGCGGGCGAGAGUGGCAGCAGCCUGCAGCUGUUGCAGCUGCUGACGCACGUGCUCAAUCGCAAGCCCGUCGUCAUAACCGAGGAUGGCACGCCGCAAUUUGCGGCGCUCAAGGCGCAGCAGUACUACAUCAUGAAAGACUUCCAGAUGGCUGCCAAGCAGCUGAUGCGCAUCAACGAUGAGUGCACCCAGGCCGGCACCGUGACGCCGCAGCUGAGCACGUGCAUCGCCAACAACAUGGGCGUCAUCCAUUUGCGUGUGCGCCAUUAUGCGAUUGCUGCCAAGUUCUUCCAGAAUGCGCUGCGCUUCGAUCAGCAGCUGGCGGCCAAUUUGCGGCAGAGCACGCUGCAGACGAUGAGCUCGGCCCGUUCGUGCGAGAUUAUGUACAAUCUGGGCAUUGCCAUGCUGCAUCUGCGCCGACCCAAGGAGGCGUUCCACUGCCUAUUGGUGCCCGUCAAGCAAUAUCACAGCAAUCCACGUCUGUGGUUCCGCAUGGCCGAAGCCUGCAUCAUGGAGCACGAGGCGCAGAAACUACUCGGGAAGGAGCGCCAUACGAUAGAGAAUGUCAUGAAUUCGCUGGGUUCCAAGCCAUAUGGAGCUCACUCGACAGCCGUGCCAGAGCCGACGCUUGAAUUUGCCGCAUUGUGCCUGCGAAGCGCUCUCACCCUAACGCUGCAAUACAAGGCCAACUUUUUUAUGGCCAACUCGCCGGAGGAGUCGCUGGAACAGAAGGAUGCGGCACAGCAGCUGUGGAGCCAGCAACAGGACAAUAACUUUUGCAACCCAUCGAAACCGAUUAGCCUCGAAUCGCUGGAGAACAUGCUGGCCGCCAUCUAUGCGGCGCACAGCUUUGUGUCGUUGCGCCUGGGCGACCAUGUUACCGCACUGGAAAUGGCCAAGCAGCUGCUGCAGAGCGAACGUCUCUCCGAUGCACACAAAUUGCUGGGCCACAUGUACGCGGGCGAGGCCUUAAUGAUGAUGGACAGAUCCGGCGAGGCACGCGACCAUCUGGAGCCGACCUUUGUGAGCACGCUGAAUGCCUUGGAUCUGGAGACACGUGACUGGCAGCUCAAGUCCCUGGAUGCCGCCCAGAACGUUGUACGAUACAAUUUGGCCGUGGCUCUGGCACUGCAGAACGAUUUUCAGGCGGCCAAAAAUCUGCUGCUUACCCUAACCCACCCGAUUGUGAGCAAAAAGGCGCUGAUCCUGCAUCGUUACAUCGAGCUCAAGAUAAGCACCAGUACACUCAGUUAGGCAACAAAUUGUGUAAAUAGCAUAGAGAAGGAUUCAAUAAGCAAAUCAAUGCGGCCUGUAAAUAUAGAUAAACCACAAACAGACAACUCCAAAA